UCAAAAUAAUUUCAUCAUAUUAUUCAUUCAACUCUCAUUCUCAACAUUACUCUCGAAUCCAAAAUCCUCUCCCAAGUCCCAUCAUUUAAUUAAUUAAUUUUUCCACAAGUUAUAAUUAUUAUCGUGGAAUUAUGAUGAAGAGGAGUCGAGACGGCGAGGCCGACGACAUCUCCGUCAUGGCCAACUGCUUGAUGCUUUUAUCCACUGCCGUCGCUGGCACUGGUGCCAGCGACGGCAGAGGAGAUUCGUCGCGAAUCUUCACAUGCAAGACGUGCAACAGGCAGUUCCCGUCGUUCCAAGCGCUCGGGGGCCACCGCGCCAGCCACAAGAAGCCGCGACUGGGCGGCGGCGGAGAGCCGCCGUCGCCGUCGCCGCCGAAGCCGAAGACCCACGAGUGCUCCAUUUGCGGGCAGGAGUUCCCGUUGGGUCAAGCCCUCGGAGGCCACAUGAGGAGGCACAGAACGGCCAUGGUUGAUCAGAGCCACCGCGCGCCGCCGCCGUCGCCGCCGUUGUCCCUUUUUCCGGUGGUGAAGAAGCCGAACAACAGGAGGGUCUUCUCCCUCGAUCUCAACUUGACUCCGUUAGAGAAUCAGUAUUUUUUUAUUGCUUCUUCGUAUGUAUAAUUACAUCUUUCAUUUAAUUUUUUUGGUCAUCUUUUUUUUAUUAAUUAGAUCUUGGAUUUGAUUUUUUUUUGGUAAUCUUUUUUUAUUUUACGGAGAUAGAACUAGAACACCUUCAUUCUUUCCACUUUGAUGGUUCAUUUCUUAUUAGUGAUGUAUAGGAUUUUAUUUGAAAUUCAUCAAAUAUUGUUUCUAUUUAA
This is a messenger RNA of Salvia miltiorrhiza (redroot sage), 820 nucleotides long. Its product is annotated as zinc finger protein ZAT12-like. Gene Ontology annotation, biological process: response to chitin. NCBI's taxonomy places the organism in Eukaryota, Viridiplantae, Streptophyta, Magnoliopsida, Lamiales, Lamiaceae. The transcript has a single exon. The record is from RefSeq and is a predicted model, not a curated record. The coding region runs from base 132 to 623 and encodes 163 amino acids.